AUGCUUGUUAUGAGUUGUCCAUCCACAACCAAUGAGCCAGAGAGCUGCAGCAGUGAGGGGAGCAGCUGCACCACUUCCUCCAUCACCACCUCUGACCCAUCAUCUAUGUCCGGACACACUCGCUCCACACUGCCUUCCCUCAGUGAAGCCCCUGACACCUCCAAGCAUGAAGCUCCCCCUCCUCCACCCCUACCUCCCCCACCUCCGCCACCCCCAGCGAACACAUCCACUAACCACAAUGCGAGGAAGAAGCGUCGCGUGCGCAGCUUUUUCUGGAAGCCGAUCCCGGAGGAGAAGGUACGAGGGAAGCCCAACAUCUGGACUCUGGCAGUGCGACAGCAGCAGUACCAGAUCGAUGUUCGCUCUGUGGAGGAGCUGUUCGGGCAGCAGGAGGAGGCGGUGACGGGCAUACGAGGAGCCACGCCAACCGCUGGAACCUCGGCUCGCGUAUCCCGAUCCCGCUCAUUCAAGGAGAGCAGCAAGGAUGAGAUCAGCAUUCUUGACUCCAAGAGGGGGAUGAAUGUGGGCAUUUUCCUGAAGCAGUUCAAGAAGCCCAACCACUCUAUUGUUGAGGACAUUCGACGAGGAGAAGGAAAGAUUUAUGGAGCAGAGCUGCUCAAAGACCUGCUGAAGCUCCUUCCUGAAGCAGAGGAGAUCAAGAAGCUACAGAUGUUUAAAGGAGACCCAGACAAGCUGACACUCGUUGAUUCCUUUAUGUACCUCUUGAUCCAGGUGCCACGGUUCGAGGUUCGGAUCGAGGCCAUGGUUCUCCGCGAAGAGUUCUUCCCUUCCUGCGCUGUGAUGAGCCACGAGAUCGAUGUCGUCCGCGUCGCCACUAAGGAGCUGAUGGGCUGUGAGGAGCUUCAUGCCAUUCUACAUCUUGUGCUGCAGGCUGGAAACAUCAUGAAUGCUGGCGGCUACGCAGGAAAUGCUGUGGGAUUUAAGCUGUCCUCCCUCCUCUCACUGGCUGACACCAAGGCCAACAAGCCAGGGAUGAACCUGCUGCACUUUGUUGCCAUGGAGGCAAAGAAAAAAGACGAGAAGCUGCUCAAGUUUACAGAGAAACUUCAGGAUGUUCAGUGUGCAGCCCGAAUCUCAGUGGAGAACAUUGAGUUGGAGUUUUCCUCAUUAUAUGUUCGGAUUAAAUCCCUGGAGGAAAAGGUUCAAGGAGACCAGGAGCUCCUGCAGCAGCUGGAGCCCUUUCUGCAGAGUUCAGCACGGACUCUUCAGGACCUGAAGAGACGCAGGCUGGAUCUGCGUAAAGAGGGAAACACUCUCAUCGAUUUCUUUUGUGAAGACAAGGACACGUUCAAGCUGGAUGAGUGCUUCCGCAUCUUUCAAGACUUCUGCUUUAAGUUCAAGAAAGCUGUUAAGGACAACAUGGAUCGUGAGUUGAAGGAAGCAGCCAGACAGCGUCGUCUGAGAGAGCUGGAGGAAAAGCGAUUUGCGUGGUCGGGAGCAGAUCAGAGCGGGGGAUUCGGUCGCAGCAGCAGCGAGAACGACGUGGAAAUGCUCACCAAGGAAGGCCUCCUGGACUUCUUCCAGCAGAGGUCUCAGAGUCCACAUAGCCCGCUGGGACGUUCUGCCAGCGCCCGACGCCACCGUCACACCAUGACUUCCAUAGCAGACCGUGAACUCCAGGGAUACCUUGAGCUAUUUGGAGGCACUGGGAGUCCCUCUGACUAUUCCAAGUUUAACAGCCUACCACGGUCGGGCCGCCCCAUACAGCGGAAGUCAACCCCAUGGAUCUUAGCCCAGGACAACAACCGUGAGCUAGGCUGUGACAGACAGGUGACAUCUCCAUGUGCUGAAACUGAACCUAUCAGCCCACUGGCCAGGUUUUCCUCCUCUGGGUUAAAUGAUAACGAGGACCCGUACAACAACAACAACAAUUACUCAUCUACAUCAGAAAGCAGCGCUCUGCCUCGUUCCUUUUGUGUCUUUCAGAAGCCUGCCCAUCUUCCCAACCCAGCAAUUACCGGCCACAUGAAUGUUAGUGUGGAGAAGCAUACAUUAGUUCAAGGUCCUCAAGCUUUUGACCUACCUAGUCCAAACAAUAACAGUAAUCAUAUGCACUUUGUCAACCAGGGGGAUGUCGUGGUGACAGAUUUGGAAAAGGAGAGACGGCCCCGUCCCAAGAAUCUCGACAAUUUGCCAGGUGAUAAACUUUUAGAAAGAGAAGCAGAUCCCAAGGCACUGUGGGAAGAUAAACUAGAUCUUACUACACAGGGUGGGCCCUCUCCUGACAGAGAGAAAGAGGAGGAGGACAACAGCACAGUUUCAUCAACAACCUGUGAUACACCCCUUCCACUAGAUACCCCUGUGUCCAAUAAGAAGCCAGUGUUUUACAUAGUAGACUGCACAGAAACUGACUGCUCUGUCACCUUGGACUACUCUGAGGCUGAAAGCUCAUCUCUAACAAAAGAGGGGCUUUAUUUCAGAUCUGCGGAUUGCAGCAAAGAUCAGGAGAGCCAACAAGAUCCAAGCUCUCUGUCCUCUAAUUUAGAGUCCAUGUCUCCCAAUGACCAGUCUGCUUCAAACAAUGAGCUCUCAGCGUCAAAAUCUGUGGACGCAGCAUCCUUGACUCCGUCUGCGACCACAGAAGAGUGGGACACGGAGAGCUGCGACACCGCUGAGGGAAAACAAGGUGCAGAGAAAGAUGCACAGAGAAGCAACAGAAAACCAGUGCACGCAAAGGGUAAAGCUAACAAAGCAACAAAGUGCAACGGAGGUCGCGGUGUGCGAACGCUGACCAGCAGCGAGAGCCAGGGCAUGCGGAAAGUUGUGCCUAUUAGCAAGCUUACAAGGACGGGUAGCAGCAAGCGCGCAGAGAGAACUUUGGUGCAUGAUGGUGGAGAGUCCCGCCGGCCUCUCCGAGAUCAGAGCACCCCAGCGAGAGGAAGGAGUGAGAAGACCACAAGACCUCCUCGACACUCCAGUUUGCCUCCUGAUGAGUCGAAAGCUCAGAGGGGAAGCAACCCCGCAGGCGGUAUUUCAAGAUGGGCACGCGAUUCGACCCCGAGAAAGGCUUCCAUCCACAAGCCGAGCGCCAAACCCCUGAGGAACAUCCCCAAGCCUGCUCCUGAGGAGAAAAUGUGCCGCUCCACUAUGAGAGCCUUGGCCCAGGCCCAAGCUCAGGCACAAGGUGGAGCUUCCUCUGAAAACAGCAGCUCACACACGCUCAGUGCAAAAAACACCUCCGAUGUCCCCAGCUUUGCCCGGAACACCGUAGCUUCAUCCUCCAGGACCAAGAAGGAGCUGGGUCCCCCGUCCGUCCCCUCCACCCCAUCUCGCAGCCCUUCGCUCCUGGGUCGACAACCCUCUGCAAAGCAGAACAGAAUAUCACCCACAGUUCAGAGCAACGAGGAGCGGCCACAAGGGACAAACCUCCGUCGGGUGCAUAGCGUUAAGGCUACCAGUCGAAGCGCAUACCACAGCGAGACCCCGCCUCCAACACGUGAGGAUAUUCGUAAGACUGGAAGCUAUUCUGAAAAGUCAUUGAUGACACCCAGCAGAAGUUCUAAACCCAACUGGAAAUAAAACAAAACUCAGUGGACACAGACUGGAGAAAGAUAAGUAGAGACUUUAGUUUGAGUUCAGUGUAACUUGAUAUUCACUCUUCUUCUCUGCCUACAGAGCUGACUUCUACUCUCAUAUGAUGCAAAAGACACAAGUCUGAAAAAACUAAUUCAACUCUCACCUUCUAAGUUCCUCCAGUAGCUGACUCUGUAUCAGGUUAAUGAAUUGCAAAGAGCAAGAUGCAAUGAACUUCCCCACAUAUUCUGUUGUGUUUGUACAAAAAAGCUUUUGUUCACAACUUCCUUUCAUUCUGAGGGGGUGGAGUGGGGCAUUAACUAAACUGACAAAUGGCAAAUUGGUGUUUUUACACAGGAGCCUCUUUGCCUGCUUAGCUGUCUGUACUGUAUUUGCUAGUGUCUGUGAUGACGUAGCUGUUGAACACUACCGACUAUAUAAUGCUGCUAAAUAGCUCUGACAAUUUGAAACUGAACUUCAGUGUCUGUUUGAUUCAGGGUUACAAGAUUUGUUGUACCUUACCUUGCUGCUCUUACGGUGUUUUUCAGUUUUGUUGCGUCCUCCUGUAGA
Molecule: messenger RNA, 4104 nt
Organism: Toxotes jaculatrix (banded archerfish)
Lineage: Eukaryota; Metazoa; Chordata; Actinopteri; Toxotidae
Gene: fhdc1
Product: FH2 domain containing 1
Exons: 11
Coding region: 1-3540 (1179 amino acids)
Source: RefSeq, a predicted model, not a curated record